AUGGCGGAAACCGCGAUGGCCACGGAGCCUCCGACGACCACCUCAGGGCCGGACCGAGCAACCUCAGGCCCUACAACAACUGCUGACCUUGCGGAGUCUGAAAUGACAACAGAACAGCAGGAAUCAGACACAGCAAGUACUGGGGAUGGAGCACCAGCUACAGAACCAACAGAAACAGGAGUAACUCAGAGGCCAGGUGCAGAUAUUUCCACGGAUAUUGGAGAACAAACGGGGUCUCCAGGAACAACACCGUCCGGAGCUCAGGGACCAGAUGCAGCAACUACAACAGAACAAUCGGGGUCUCCAGGAACAGCACCGCCUGGAGGGCAGGGACCAGAUGCAGCAAAUACAACGGACGGAGAACAAACGGGGUCUCCAGGAACAGCACUGCCUGGAGGGCAGGGAACAGAUGCAGGAAAUACAACGGACGGAGAACAAACGGGGUCUCCAGGAACAGCACCGCCUGGAGGGCAGGGACCAGAUGCAGGAAAUACAACGGACGGAGAACAAACGGGAUCCCCAGGAACAGCACCGCCUGGAGCCCAGGGACCAGAUGCCGGAAAUACAACGGACGGAGGACAAUCGGGGUCUCCAGGAACAGCACCGCCUGGAGGGCAGGGACCAGAUGCAGCAAACACAACGGACGGAGCACCGCCUGGAGCCCAGGGACCAGAUGCAGGAAAUACAACGGACGGAGGACAAUCGGGGUCUCCAGGAACAGCACCGCCUGGAGGACAAGGACCAAGUGAAAGUAAUGUAACAGGCGGAGCACCAGCAACAGGAGUGCCUGUAACCCAAGGACCUGGUGUAGGAAACACCGAAGAUGGAGAACCCGACGGCCAGUACAACACAACCAACUUCGGUCAAUAUAUCGCAUCAUACUUCACCUUAGGGACCGGUAACGACACUUCCAUCCCACUCAAUUUUGGGCGGGACAUCGUCUCCCAGUUGAGAAGAAAGAAUUCCACUGUCUUUAGAUUCAACUUGCAGGUACGUACUUCAGGUGCUAUUACAAAGGCCUUCGACUCCUUAUCAAUGUUAGCAACCUUAAGUAGUGCCCGACAAGAAACCGAAAUUACUGACGAAGAAAAUGAGGAGGGAACAAGUGACACCUCUUUCGUUUCUGCAUUGGACAGGGUCAAUAAAACGUCCACAAUCAACAACACAGACUGCAUCAAUACCAUAAAGUUGGUCCUGAUGAAAGUCCAGUUCAUUAACGCGAGUACAGGCGAAUUAUAUCCAUGUGAUCGGUCUAACCAGGCAAAUGCUCCACCCCCCUACGUGGAAAUUGUAGACAUUUACAACAACUCCAUGACCCAGAGAUACUGUUACCUGGACGAAAACGUGACCAUCCACUCAUUUGGCGACCAGAUGUAUGGCUCUAUUGUGACCACCGGAGAUCCUAACAUCAUUCCUGACAUUCGGGCAAUUCAAUCAAAGGAGAAAUACUGUUGUGGCGGCGUGUUCUAUGGGGAUUUCCGCAAACCGCUUGUUAUUGCUUCACCAAAUUAUCCCUCCAGCUAUAAUGCCGACAUGCGAUGCCCUUACGUCUUCAGGUGCAGUGUGGACUACCCCGAGUGUGUUAUCCGCAUUGACUUCGAAAACUUCAACCUGGACCCGAACGCCAUGCACCGAAGCCGUCGCCAAGCAGAGUCCGGAAACGCCACCCUCGCCCCGUACGUCCCGCCGACCGGACCCGACUUCAACCGGACGAUCUGCGCCGGCGAGGAUGGGGUUCGGGUCAGCCAGUGCGGGUCCAUCUCGGCGGCCAACUCUCGUAGUUUCUGCGCGGCCAACCCUCCCUCGCAAGUCUACACAGGAUACAAAGAAGUCCUGAUGUACUUUAACUCGAACGACGAAAGGCAGAACCAAGGCUUCGUGGUCAAAUUCACGCCGAAGGACAAGAGAAAAUGGAUUUACUCCGAUGCUGAACUCGAUCCGGAGUGCGUGUGCGCACACACCCUUCCCAACCAAAUUAGAAAGUUCUUCAGGCAAAGGAACAAGAACAAGAACAAGAAGAACAAAUCAAAGGCAAAGAACACGUCUCUCAGGCGCGUAAAGAGAGGGGAAAGGAAGAACCUGAAGGAGAAGAGAAAGGCCGAGAAGAAAGACAGAAUCCCUGGAAAGAAGAAGACGGAGAAAGGAAGAAACAAGAAGAACACAAAGGAACAAGCGAAACGAAAGGGCAAGCUGUUCAACAAGAAGGAAGAGAGACGAGGAAAGAUGAACAAGAAUGGCGAGGAGGUCGACAAAGUCCAGCCUGAUGAACGCGCUCUUAACGGGAGGACAAACAGGAAGCGACAGCAAUAUCCAUGGCUGGUGAGCGUGACCCAGUAUGAACGGCCUCUCUUGGAAGGGAAGAGCACCUCGGACCGCCCCAUUGAAAGGGUCUGCGGUGGUACUUUGCUGAGUGAUAGCUACAUUCUCACAACCACGUCCUGUUGUACUUACUGCGGGUGA
This is a messenger RNA of Penaeus monodon (black tiger shrimp), 2460 nucleotides long. RefSeq lists its product as uncharacterized. The transcript is spliced from 23 exons. Lineage: Eukaryota; Metazoa; Arthropoda; Malacostraca; Decapoda; Penaeidae. The record is from RefSeq and is a predicted model, not a curated record. The coding region runs from base 1 to 2460 and encodes 819 amino acids.